GGAGGCGGCCGGCGGCGGAGUGCUGGCUGUAACUUGACACCGGGGCGAGAGGCCGAGUGGAGAGAGCGAGCGAGAGCAGCGGCGGAGGAGGAGGAGGAGAGGAGCCCCAGGGAGCGGGAUGGUGACCACCUCCUUCCCCUCCCCUUAGGGGCGCUCCGCAGCAGCAGCAGCAGCAGCUGCAGCCACUGCAGCGCCGGCGACUCUCGCCUGCCGCGGAGCCGGCGAUGGGGACGGGACGGGUCCCCUGAGCUGCCGGGAACUUUCCCCGCCGCGGGCAGCCGGAGCCGGGCAGGCGGAUGGAGGAUGCGCUUCCCCCGGCGGGCUGUGUGAGCCGGCAGCGGCGAAGGGGAGGAUGAAGAAGAAGCAGCAGCACGGCGGCGGGGACUGCCCGGUGCCCCGGCCCCCCGUGGCGGCGGCGGCGGCGGCGGCGACGGGAGGGGGCCCGGGCCAGGGCGGGGGCUUGAAGAGGCGGCGGCCCCUCUCGCUGCUGCCCUUCCUCUCGCUGCGCGACUACGGCUUCUGCAUGGCCGCCCUGCUGCUCUUCUGUUUGGGCUCCCUCUUCUACCAGCUCAACGGAGGCCCCCCGCACUUUCUGCUGGACCUGCGGCACUAUCUGGGAAAUUCCACUUAUUUGGAUGACCAUGGACCACCCCCUCAAAAGGUACUUCCUUUCCCCAGUCAGGUGGUCUACAACAGAGUGGGAAAGUGUGGGAGUCGAACUGUGGUUUUACUUUUGAGAAUUUUAUCAGAGAAACAUGGAUUCAAUCUGGUUACAUCUGACAUUCAUAACAAAACAAGACUGACCAAAAAUGAACAGAUGGAAUUGAUUAAAAACAUAAGCACUGCUGAGCAGCCCUAUUUAUUCACUAGACAUGUUCAUUUCCUCAACUUCUCAAGGUUUGGAGGAGACCAGCCGGUGUACAUCAAUAUUAUUAGAGAUCCUGUCAAUCGAUUCCUAUCCAAUUAUUUUUUUCGACGAUUCGGAGACUGGAGGGGAGAACAGAAUCACAUGAUCCGUACCCCCAGCAUGAGGCAGGAGGAAAGAUAUCUGGACAUUAAUGUAUGUAUCCUUGAAAACUACCCUGAAUGUUCCAAUCCCAGGUUAUUUUACAUCAUACCAUAUUUCUGUGGACAGCAUCCAAGAUGCAGGGAGCCUGGUGAAUGGGCCCUUGAAAGAGCAAAGCUGAACGUUAAUGAAAAUUUUCUGCUUGUGGGCAUUCUGGAGGAGUUGGAGGAUGUGCUGCUUUUAUUAGAAAGAUUCUUACCUCAUUAUUUCAAGGAUGUGCUUAGCAUCUACAAAAACCCAGAACAUAGGAAACUUGGCAAUCUGACUGUGACAGUGAAAAAAACCGUCCCCUCUCCAGAAGCAAUACAGAUCCUCUACCAACGCAUGAGAUAUGAAUACGAGUUUUAUUACUAUGUCAAAGAACAGUUCCACCUGCUAAAGCGCAAGUUUGGACUGAAGUCUCAUAUCAGGAAACCGCGUCCCAGACCUGAGUUCUUCAUUCCUUCUCCCCUGGAAACAGAGGAACCGAUAGAUGACGAAGAAGAAGAUGAUGAAAAAUGGCUAGAGGAUAUCUAUAAAAGGUGAUGGAUGGAAGAGCUAUCCUUUAUCUUCUGGUCACCCCUCCAGCUUUCUUAAGAUUUUUUUAAUUAUUAUUAAAAGUAACUCCUUAAGGGACUGAAUUAAUGCGCAGCAGAUUUGAAAUGGAACAGAAGAGACCAUUCCCACAUUCUGGAGCCAUUGGGAGAUACCUGGUUUUGCAGGUUUGAUUCAUUAUAUGGCGUUGGCUUUAUAGCAUCCUUGCUAUAGCAUAGUUCAAGAGGGAAGUACCUACCGUCUAUCACAAAAUAACUUUUGGAAUACACAAUAGUCCUUUGGGAAGCUGAAAAAUAUAAAAGAAUAGAUUAGGCAGUCUUGAAAAGUAAAUUUUAUGGAUUCUUGUCUCUCUCUUUGUCCAGAAACAGGUCUCCAUUGCAUACCACUGUGGCAUUAACUACCAGCUAUGUGAGCUACAGCCAGUAAGCCAUUUGGGAAGAGUGCCUCUUUCUAUCCAAAGCACACUGGUAUCCUAGUGGUAUGAUCAGAGCCAUUGCUUUAUCUGUGCACAUCCAAGGAUACUAGGCUCAGAAAGGGGCUUUGUAAUGGCCUCUUAAAUUACCCUGUGCAGGAGGAACGAGGCUGCUAUUCUGGCAAAUCAAUACUAUUGGGUGUAAGGCAAGUUACAGGAACCAGAUAUUUUUGGUAAACCCUUCUAGGGUUUCUCCCCUUAGAGGGGGAAAAGUUACCAGGCUAGUGAAUGGCAACAACAAAUCAAAAGUGCCAGGCAGGGUUACCUAAAUGGUAGAGUUUUGUUUCAGCAGUUGAGUAUAUUUCUAUUAGACUCUAAAGGAGAAGGUGCAGCAUAUGGUUUUUAUGUUCAGGAAUGGUAUUUUUAUAUUUUUGUUUCUUCUUAUGAGUCACAAAUCCAAAGAUAUAUAGAGAAAGUUGUUAAAAAACUUAGAUGAUCUGUAACCCUUAUUAAGCAUGACCUGUAUUUCUGCAACUGCGGAAUUUAGUUGUUCACAUCUGAAGCUGAAUGCAGCUGCCCCACCAGUGCAAACACCAAACUCCUGCUUUUAGCAUGGCUAGAAGGAAAAUUAACAAUAUGAACAUACACAGCUUCUUCAGUUGAAAUAUUUCAGAAUCAUAAAACAAAGAAAGGAAGAUAUACUCUGUGAAACCAAAGCUGAUUCAAUGACAGGUUGUUAAGAGAGUCACUGUGAAAGUUGCCCUUGUUAAUCACUACAAGCAUUAUCUACCAACACUGGAAAGGAGAUCAGUGGAAGCUGGGAGGGGAAAGAGAAAUAGCUCCAAUGUGUUGUCUUUAAGGCGGGUGUCCCCAGGGUGGGGUUCUCUGUGACGUGCGCGCUUGCCACCUAUUUGGCAGCCUGCCAGGAGUGGUGGUGCAGAAGUGACAGACCUGCAGGCAGCCCUGGGCAGAGCUCUUUGGCCAUCUGCUCCAUAGCAGAAUAGAGGGGAGUUUGGCGUCUUGAUGAGGCCUUGGCCUCUUGUGCACUGUUGUUGCCAGAGGAAGCUGGACUAACAGAGGAUAAUAGCAAUAAAAUCGUGUCCCUAGAGCACAGGAAAGAAGCAGAGAUGAAGAGAUGCAGCUGCUUGCCAGGAUGAGGACAACCCACCUCUGUCUAUCUCAUAUCCUUUCUCAAACAUCUACAGAGCAAUUUUUGCUUCCGAUUCUGCAGCUGCCAUCGGCAAGAUCAUACUUCAGCUUGCAAUAACAGGCAAAAGUUAUUUUGUGAUGGAUGAAGCAUAUAAACUCAGGAUAAGCUCAAAUGUGCUUUCCAAGGGUUUCCUCUUCCAUGAGCCUGCUGACAGCCAAUAAACAUUAUGGUCCAUCAUCUUUACCAGUCAGUCUUUACCUACACACAGAGAAUGAAAAUAAAGAAGUGUAGUUGUGUUAAGACAAGAUGCUAACUUACAGAAAAUAUUAGGAAGAAGAUUCUCUUCUCACAGUUAACAUCCCAGGUUGGUGGUAGCAAUGCACUACUGUGGGGGAGCAUGUAAAGAAAGCUGAAAAUGGCACAGAUAAUAACUAACAUAUUAGCUAAAAUAUGAAUCUGCUGCAUUGUAUAUUUUAAGUGGUUUCUAUGAAAUUACAUUGAAAGAGUAAUGAUUAGUGUACACACUGUGGAGUUGUUAUAUUUUGGAAAGAAAACUAGUAUUCUCAUGUUUCUGAAAUUCUGUUUGAAUCCUUUUUUUGCCAAUGUUUUAACAGAAUAUAGUCACUUAACACAUUCACCCUUCCUGCAAGUUCACUGCUCCUUACAGUAAAGUCUGUUUUUAUCUGUUUAUUUAAUGGUAUCUUCAACCAUCACUACUUAUAUUCUCAAUACAAAACCUGUUUAAUGAUUUACUCGCUAGGUUUUAAUGUUGUUGUAUUUUUCGUAACAGUCAACCUGGCCUCUCCUUGAAUGGUACUUCUUAAGUUUAUCUGGCACAUAGCUUCUAAUAUUCCUGGUCCUGUGGCCUAUUUCUCUGUCAUUAAAUAUAUUUUAUAACAGGUACAUUUUAAACUGGUUAAUCUUUGAUUUAUUUAUUGAAACUUUUCAGCACAUUCCAAAUUCUAAGUUGCUCAGGAAGAAGUUGAUUUAAAUGAUUAUAUUUUGAUCUGAUGAAUAUUUCUUAUUCAAAAAAAAAAACCAUUGUUUGCAAGCCUUUAGCCUGUGACAGUUUUGUAGGAAGUGCCAUGCAUGUACUUGUAGAUCUUUGUGGGGAGGAAAAAGGUGGAUGCUCGACACUUAUAAAAAUAAGAAAAUAUAUGUGUACAUUAGCUUAGCUAUAAAUGAAAGCAACAUAUGUUUUGGGAUGAAAUCUUCUUUAACUUAUUCACUACUAUCUUCUGAAAUAUCAGUAAGCCAUAUGACUCUCUAUUUUUCAGUCCAGUGAUGUUUAAAAAUAAAACUUGCACAUUUCUUCCUGGCGCCAUAGUCCACUUGCUUGCACUAGUUUUCCUGCCUGGGUACAGCAGCUGAGGGUAAGACAUUGGAGUUGCACCCAGCAGAACAGUGUUGGAGAUGGCACAGUGUAUCAUCAAGUACGCUAAAGUCAUACUUUAGCAGUGAGACUGGGACAGGUUGCUCCCAGGUUAAUUCUAUUUCUCAAACUAUCUGGAGGUGUGAAAGUGAAGUCAGAAUUAUUUUACUUACUUGGGAUAUGCAGCCAUGACCCUGAAAUACCUUGUCUGUGUUCUGUGGCUGCUAAGUAGAAAGAAGCUUUAUCCUGGGGAGAGACAACUUAGUCCCUAUGCACUGCUUCUUACUAGAUGUGGUGUUUGAUGGCCAGGCAUAAAAGCUCCAGUAGUCAGAGUGAUGUUAUAAUGUAAGUGAAGCAUCAGUGCCUUCACAAUAAAGAGAGAAUCAACCAUUGUUAAAAUGCAGCAAUCUGGAAAAAAUAAAUUUUAGUCUUAA
Neopelma chrysocephalum (saffron-crested tyrant-manakin) is the source of this 4968-nucleotide messenger RNA. RefSeq names its product uronyl 2-sulfotransferase (gene UST). Gene Ontology annotation, molecular function: sulfotransferase activity. Bases 353 to 1591 code for a protein of 412 amino acids. Gene Ontology annotation, cellular component: membrane. NCBI's taxonomy places the organism in Eukaryota, Metazoa, Chordata, Aves, Passeriformes, Pipridae. The transcript is spliced from 8 exons. The record is from RefSeq and is a predicted model, not a curated record.